Messenger RNA from Anopheles funestus (African malaria mosquito), 4961 nucleotides. RefSeq names its product dynactin subunit 1 (gene DCTN1-p150). Gene Ontology annotation, biological process: nuclear migration; establishment of mitotic spindle orientation. The transcript is spliced from 10 exons. NCBI's taxonomy places the organism in Eukaryota, Metazoa, Arthropoda, Insecta, Diptera, Culicidae. The coding region runs from base 352 to 4227 and encodes 1291 amino acids. The record is from RefSeq and is a predicted model, not a curated record. Gene Ontology annotation, cellular component: spindle pole; kinetochore; microtubule associated complex.
GAAGUUAUUGGUCGAUAUAUUUUUCCACUGGUGGAAAGAUUGCUUCGCGAUGUGUCAGACUGCUCGACUCAGCUGUCAGUCGGUGGAAUGUCAAAUUGCUACGGUGAUUUUUUUUCUAUUGCCAAAAAUUCCUCCUUUACGAGUGCAUAGAAAGGUGAUCAAAAUGUACACAACUAUUCUUUAUUUAUUGUGAACGUAAAACUGCAAAAGUUGUAUCACUCAAUCACGCUUGCAGAGCAAUAGUUGUAUCGCGCACAAAACGACAGUGAAAGCAGCAACAGCAACAAACUUACCCGGACGUCGAGGCACAACAGGCACGGUAACACCCGAACCACACAAUAAGCUUCCGAUAUGGCCGAAAAGUAUCUUAAAAUUGGUCAACGAGUCGAGCUGACCGGCAAGGAAGUACGUGGCACGAUCGCGUACGUCGGUAUGACCUCUUUUGCGGUCGGUAAAUGGGUUGGCGUAAUAUUGGAUGAAGCUAAAGGGAAGAACAAUGGAUCGAUAAAAGGACAUCAAUAUUUUUCGUGUGAGGAAAACUAUGGCAUGUUCGUACGGCCAACCCAGCUGGUAUUUAUCGAUGACGCUGGUAAUGCAAUCGAGGAUGCACAAACGCCAGACGAGAAGCCACGGUCCCGAUUGAGCAGUGCUAAGCGUGCAACCGGCAGAGUACCUGCGGGUUCAGUUCGAUCACUCGCCUCAAUGCCUGGAUCGACACAAACGUUUACGGCCAAGCCAACAGCGGUACGCCGAAAGUCUCCGGUCAAGCAGCCGCAAACGAAGCGUGCCUCCAUGACAAUGACACUGUCAACAUCCAGCUCUAGGAUGUCGCUCAACCGAAGCACGAGUUCGCUCGGUUCGAAAACGCAACUAACCUCACCGGGCAGCGAACGGGCAUCGGGACAAUCGUCCAUCCCGACACCGGUAUCGUCCAUUCCGACGAUGGUGAAGCCCGACCGACACGAACCCCUGCAACGAUCGCACAUGAGCCCACCGGAAUCGCUCCAAACCUCCAAGCGUGCAUCAUUCGUCGAAACCGGCUUUGUGGAAACACUUAAACCACAGUUCACCCCGGGACAGUCGCUCAUCUCCCCAUCACCAGCUCCAACGCCCGCACCCGGCUCGUCGACCGAGGAUCGCAUUCACAUCCUUCAGUUGCAACAGGAGCUGGAAGAGAUGCGAAAGCUCAACAGCGAUCUUAGCGAAAAACUGGAAACGCUCAAACAACGCCGAGCGGAAGAUCGCGAACGGUUGCGCGAGUUCGACAAGAUGAAAACGCAGUACGAGCAGCUGGUGGAGUUUAAAAGCAAAAUCAUGGACGCUCACUCGCAACUUCAGCGCGAGCUGCAGCGUGCGAAACAGGAAGCCAAGGAUGCAAUCGAGGCACGAGAUUUACACAGCGAAGAAAUGUCCGAGCUGGCGGAGAAUGUCGAACUGAUCACGCUCGACAAGGAGAUGGCGGAGGAGAAGGCCGACACGCUAGCGCUCGAGCUUGAAACGGCAAAGGAGCGCAUCGAAGAGCUGACAUUAGAUUUGGAAAUUUUGAAAACGGAAAUGCAAGAAAAGUUAGGCUCGACCGGUACAGCAGCCGGUGCCGGUGUAAUCGGUGGUGACGGUUCAGCCGUUGCUUCAACCUACGAGUUCAAGCAACUGGAGCAACAAAACGCACGCCUACGGGAAACGCUAGUACGCUUACGCGAUCUUUCCGCGCACGAAAAGCACGAAAUCCAAAAGCUGGAAAAGGAACUGGACACGAAAAAAUCGGAAGUUACCGAGCUGCAGCGCACGAAGGAAAAGUUUUCCGCCAAGAUUGACGAGCUGGAGGCACAGCUGAGCGAUCUACAGGAGCAGGUCGAUGCAGCGCUCGGUGCGGAAGAGAUGGUCGAGCAGCUAGCCGAAAAGAAGAUGGAACUCGAAGACAAGGUAAAAUCACUCGAAGAAGAGGUGGCCGAACUGGAAGCGCUCGAGGAAGUACAUGAACAGCUGGUCGAAAGUAACCACGAGCUGGAGAUGGAUAUGCGCGAGGAGCUUGACCUGGCGCACGCUGCAAAACGCGAAGCAAUGCGUGAAAAAGAUGCCGCCCUGGAGACGAUCGUUGAUCGCGAUCAGACGAUACUGAAAUUCCGCGAACUUGUCCAGCGGCUGAACGAACAGUGUCAGGAGUUGCGCGAACGUUUAAGCCACGAAUCGACCAAGCAGCAGCAGCAACAGCAGUCUAAGGAUACGGCCCUUAUUACUGAAACGAUCGACUUCAAGCAAAUGUUUGCCGAAUCGAAGGCGUUCACGCGUGCGAUCGAUCUCCAGCUGCGCCAGAUCGAGCUGACACAGGCGAACGAACACGUGCGCUACCUGACCGCGUUCAUGCCGGAUGUGUUCAUGGCACGGGGUGGUGAUCACGAUGCCAUUCUUGUGAUACUGCUCGUUUCGCGCAUCGUCUUCAAGUCCGGCAUCAUUGUCAGCCAAGCGCGGGAACGGUUUUCCAAUGUGCCACAGAUGGAUCGGGCCGCCAUUCUGACAGGGCACGAGGUGGCACAGUUUGGGUUCCGGUCGCGUUUGCUACACCACGUACACAAUCUGCAGAGCAUUAUGCAUCAGUUCCUGUUUAGCAUGACGGGCUGCAAGGCAGACACGCUGCUCAAGAUCGGUGCGGCCCUGCCAGAGAUGCAGGCACAAGAAAAGAUGGUGGACGAAAUUGUCGAUCUGCUGAAGGCGAACCAGCUGGAUGAAAAUUCCUCCACGGAUAAUCUUGAAAAGUGUGUAACAUUCUUCAAUGCAAUGUACGUGGUACUGCUAACUGGAGAGGAUCUCGUCAACGAAACGCAAAUAGUGCGCGAUUGUACUGCAUCGAUCGGUGCGGCAUGUGAUUCGAUCGCGAAUGAUUCUACCAUCGUUAAGAUAUUGAUUAAGCCCGGAGAUGAAACCAGCGACUCUGGACUGCUUCUGCAGUACAUUCUACAGAACGUGGAGAACAUACGGCAGCAACUAAAGCUCGUCAAACGUCGCCUGCCGCAGGAUGUCGCUAUCACCAAGUGCAACCUUUCGAUGAACACGCUGCGCAAUCUGAAACGCACCGCCGAAGCACUGAACAAGGUGAUGAGUGUACUGUUCUACGCUACCCGCCAAUGUCUCCAGCUGGUGACGGUGGAUCCCGAAACGGAAACGUCCGUACCGCAAGACAAGCUGUGGGAAAUCCUUUCGAACGGUUGCGAGAAAGUGUACGAACAGGAUGAUCUCGGUCCGUCACAAAACGUGCGCAAUGUGCUCUCCGCGGCCAGUACUGAUAUGGGCCAGCUGGCACAGUAUCUGCUGGAUCAUGAGUACGAAAUCAUUUCGGCAACGAACACCGCCAAACCGGAGGAGAAACCGGUCGCACCGAUUAUUCUGCGUGCGCAGGCAGUGAAGAAACAGCUGGAAGAAACCAAGACACUGACGGCAACGCUCGAAAACCGUGAGGCGGAAAUACGACAGCUGAAGCUGGCCGCUAAGCUGAAGCAGAACGAACUGUCCGAGAUGCAGAUACGGAAGGAUUUGGCCGAGAAGAAGCUGUCCGUGUUGCAGCAGGAUCACGAAACGAACACUACGCGGUUGCAGAAACAGUACGACGAAGUGUGCGGCAAGUUGAAACAGAAAGAGAAAGAGUUUGAAGAAACGAUGGACCACUUGCAGAGUGAUAUCGAUUCAUUGGAGAGCGAAAAGAGCAGCUUGCGCGAUAAGUUGAAAUCGUUCAGCUCGCGUAAGGUGGACCUUAAGACGACGACUGCACUGGAUAUUUCGGCCAGCUCGCCUUACAUCGCCCAGGAAUUGUCGCUGCUGAAGCGUGCGUUCAAGGACGAACGAACCGAACGGUUGAAGGUACAGGCGAACGAGUACCGAAAGAUCCUUUCCGGGCUGGAACCGUUGCACGUACCGCAGCCAAAGGAUGAUCGUAUCCAGGAGCUGGAACAGAAGAUAACGCGCGUCAAGCAUGAUCUGAUCAUGUCGCUGGUGAAGGGUGCAGAAAUACCGUCCACCCAUACGGUGCACGGUAGCGUCUCCAAAUCGAUCCUCGACCACGAGAAUCAUCAGAAGCAGCAACAAACGCAGAUACGCGCGAAAGCGGAACAGUUGGCAUGUGAUGUGAUGCAGGAAUAUCUCAACAGAAAACCACACCGUGCGGCUAAGGCCGAUUUUGCUUCCUUCCCAUCGAAUGAACUGUCGGCGGCAUUUCGUGUAAACGUGCGGGUGUAAAAGCGAUAGUUUUUAUUAAGCUUAAAAGUGAUUUACUCAGGAUUGACGGAGGUUGGCUUAAUUCGCUUACUUUUUGGUCAGUUCGAAUGCGCGCGCAAUGCUCACGGGAAAAUCAGUCCUGGAUUUUUUUGUUGUUAUUCUUAUUUAUUUGAAAGUUUUGCGAGCUUAGGCGCGUUUCGAUGUACGUAAUAUUGAUAUAGUCCCAUUAAAUCAAAACACAUUGUGCAGCAACCAUGAAAAGACACCGUGCAACUAGUGCUAAUCGGUCACGGAAGUCACAAUCACUAGCUCUGGUGGUGGGGAAGUUCAAACCGCAACAGACCAGCUGUGUGCCUUCCCUAGCGCACCAUAGGACUGACUAUUCAGUUAUAGGUAAACAAUUUAAAGAAAGGCGCAGACCAACAUUAUAAAACCGAAACAAGUAAAGAAAGCUUUCUUAGUUAGUUUUAGUUUUCUAAGUAAAAGGAGUUAAGCUAAAGCCGAUUUGUUUCAUUUUUGUGUGUUUGUAUUUAGUUAGUUUUCAGUUUUUAAAAUCGUGGAAGCUUAAAAAUUGUGAAUUAUUUAACGUGUAGCUUACUUACAUUCAUAAGGGUCAAUCGUGAAGCAGAGCAAAACAGUUGCGCGUAACAAAAUUAUAAUGGAAUCCCCCUCUCAUGUACACCAUUCCUUUCUGCUUCCCUGCUGUGGCAGCAACAUGUUAAUAAACCCGUCGUGAUAUGAAUACUAACAAAAAA